This is a messenger RNA of Baudoinia panamericana UAMH 10762, 1914 nucleotides long. RefSeq lists its product as uncharacterized. The transcript has 4 exons. Gene Ontology annotation, biological process: nuclear-transcribed mRNA poly(A) tail shortening; protein phosphorylation; mRNA processing. Gene Ontology annotation, cellular component: PAN complex; P-body. Gene Ontology annotation, molecular function: poly(A) binding; protein kinase activity; ATP binding. Lineage: Eukaryota; Fungi; Ascomycota; Dothideomycetes; Mycosphaerellales; Teratosphaeriaceae. The record is from RefSeq and is a predicted model, not a curated record. Bases 1 to 1914 code for a protein of 637 amino acids.
AUGCAGCCUAACGGCUCCAGCCUCCCGAAGAAGAGCCUCAAUGUCGAGUCGCCAGCUUUCACGCCAAACUUCACGCCGAAGAUAUCCGCUGCGCAGCCUGUCAAAAGUUUCGGCAUAUCGCCGAAAUUUGCAACUGCAGCCGCUUUCACGCCAAGUGGUUCCGGCACACUCACGCCAUCCCACAUGAAAGCACCGUCCGACGAGUUUAUCACACCGCAUUCAUUCCAACCCGCUCAACAGUUCGCAGAGUUUGUGCCAGGCCAGAGCUUCAUGUCACCAUCCCAGAUAGAACAUUCACCGCAGAUCCAACCGCAAAUCAAUCCAUACAAUGACCCUUUCAUGCCGCAGCAAAGCCUUCACCAAGCCAUACCGAGCCUUGACGGCUCGCAGCAAACGAUCAAUCCGUAUGCGACUACUGCGCAAACGGUUGCUGGACAGCCAUUCUACCCAGAUAACAAUAGCUACAAGCACCCUCUAAACUACCAUCUGUACGCCUCAGUAGGUCCGCGCCGCGAGAAUAUGCAGCCGUAUCAGAGAGCGUCAGCCGACUUCUUCAUCCCCGACAAUCUGCGCGAAGACUUGCAGAAGAAGUCCGAAGCCGCACUGCAGACCUUCGCGAACAGCACGCUUCCGCAGAGUGUGGAGUACUUCCAUUCUCUCGUUGCGCUAGACACUACCAGCCAACGAGGCACUUCCACCUACGGAUACCCUAGCUGGAUAUACAAGGCCACUUCCAGCAAAGACGGACACACGUACGCACUGCGCCGGAUCGAAGGCUUUCGACUUACGAACGAGCAAGCCAUCCGUAGCUUCCACGCCUGGAAGCGAGUUAACAGUGCCAGCAUCGUGCAAGUUCACGACGCCUUCACCGGCCGAUGGUUCGGCGAUAGCUCGCUGAUCGUCGUGACCGACUAUCAUCCCCUGGCGCAGACGCUGGCCGACAAACACUUCACCUCCUCCCGGCCCAACAGGACAAGCGCGCAGUUUGUACCUGAGAGCGAGCUGUGGAGCUAUAUAGUCCAGCUCGCGAGCGCGCUCAAGACUAUACAUGAAGCCGGCCUGGCGGCGCAGACCGUCAUGGCCUCAAAAGUUCUGCUAACGUCCAAGAACCGGCUCCGUUUGAGUGGAUGCGGCGUGCUCGAUAUCCUUCAAUACGAACAACGCCGGCCCGUCACCGAACUCCAACGCGUCGACCUCGAAGACCUGGGUCGCUUAAUCCUAGGCGUCGCCGCACGCAACCCCACCGCUCACCAAAGUGUCGACAAAAGCCUACAAUUCAUCAGCCGAACAUACAGCGAACGCUUCCGGCUCUGUCUCGCCUGGCUGCUCACUCCACCAUCCCAAUCCGCAUCACACAGUCCGCUUUCGCCAACGACAACACCACCCAGCGACCAGGCACCCUCCGCAAGCGAACACAACAUCAACAGCCUCCUGACCAACAUCGCAGAUAAAGUCGUCGCCACCCUAGACAGCACGCUCCACUACGAAGACGAGCUAACCAACAACCUCAUGCGCGAGCUCGAGAACGGGCGUCUCGUUCGCCUCCUAACCAAACUAAAUGUCAUCCUUGAACGACCCGAAACCACCACCACCGGCCCUACCACCGGCCCCACCAACACCAGCACCACCAGCAGCAAUAACAGCAACGCCUGGUCCGAAACAGGCGAGCGCUACUACCUCAAGCUCUUCCGCGACUACGUCUUCCACCAAAUCGACCACGAAGGCCGCCCCGUGCUGGAUCUGGGCCAUAUCGUCACGUGUCUGAAUAAACUGGAUGUCGGGGUGGAGGAGCGGGUGCAGUUGGUUAGUCGGGAUGAGCAGAAUGUUUUUGUGGUGAGUUAUCGCGAGGUGAAGAGGGGGUUUGAGGCGGCUUGGGGGGAGAUUAGUAAGGCGGCUGCUGGGGGUAGGAGGUGA